Alternaria atra is the source of this 1080-nucleotide messenger RNA. RefSeq lists its product as uncharacterized. The transcript has 2 exons. Lineage: Eukaryota; Fungi; Ascomycota; Dothideomycetes; Pleosporales; Pleosporaceae. The coding region runs from base 1 to 1080 and encodes 359 amino acids. The record is from RefSeq and is a predicted model, not a curated record.
AUGGUUGCGUCACCACCAUCAACAGGCGCUUUCGCCAGACACGUUAUGAACCCACUUGGUUUCACAAAAGCCUAUAACUUCUGGCUGUAUGUCAUCUUCGGCGGCGCAUUCGUAGGCUUCGCCCUAGCCCGUCUUUCCUACCUCGACUUCUCCAGAAACUUCUGUCCAGCGGAUGGUCCCAGCCAGAGCGGAAAUAGCGCAGCACCAGGAGAAUGCUACUACUACCUCAACUUUAGCCAGUACAAGAUCGGCAUCUUGCUGCAUCUCGCUGGUGUGCUGCCUGCCAGUCUGAUUGCAGUAGUACAAUUCACUCCCUUUAUCCGUCGGCGCUGGAUUAUCGUACACCGCAUCGGUGGUUACGCUGCGCUCCUCCUCUACCUCGUGGGACUUGUUGGCGCACUGAUGAUUGCACGUCAUGCAUUUGGUGGUGGCCUGGAUGUACAAAGCUUCAUCGGUGUUCUGGGCUUCGGUUCGUUGGGCUGCUUCAUCAUCAGCUACAUCAACGUCAAGCGCCUCCAGAUCGAGCAACACCGUGCGUGGAUGCUGAGAGGCUGGUUCUACGCCGGUACCAUCAUUACAAGUCGCCUUGUCGUCAUCAUCGCUGCCAAUAUAAUCGCCUCGCAAGGCUACUACAUCGUUUGGACCUGCGCAAAGAUUGCAGCAACCAAUUCCGAUGAUGUAGACCUUGCAACUUCAUACCCAACCUGCGCAUCUUUCGUCAACGGUACAGAUCCCGAGGCGGUGUCAAGCGUUGCGGCAACUUUUGGUGUCGGGGAUACGGCAAACACUGGCGCGGCUCUGAAUGUCGUCUUCGGUAUGGCGUUGUGGGUGUCGCUUGCGCUACAUGCCUUUGGUGUAGAGGUCUACUUACACCUUACACCAAAAGAAGCGCAAAGGUUGAGGCAAAUCAGCUACCAAAGGCAGUUGGAAGCAGGUUUGUGCAAUCCUGGUUCCGCAGGUCUUACCGCGGAUCGCCUGGGGGAUGCAGAGAAAUGGGUUCCAGAAACACCCAAGAAAGAUAGUACGAGUACGCCAACGGCCCAAUCGACCGAAUCUGAUACCACAGCAGAGACCAGUUAG